CAGAAGAAUAUACAGUUCGCAUAUACUAUCUCUAUGGUUGUAACUUUUAACAAAUGGCCAAAUUUACUCUGUAUUCUGUAUAAAAUAUUGGUACUUAUAAGAAAGGUCAAUACAAUAACAUUCAAUUCAACAAGAGACCGCUUCGGGCUGGCUCAGAGAUACACUUCAAUCCUGCGAACAAAAAACGAAAAUCUCGAACAAAUCUAAAAAGAUUAACAUGGAGGUUCUAAAUAAGCUUCGGAACACAGUGAGCAAUACAAUGAGCAGCACAGCGCAUAGCCUGUCUCAACUGUCGAGUGUUUUACCAGGUAACCCAGUAACCCGAGAAUUCGAAGUCACGGCCCAUAUCUGCAGCGCAGGUCCAGGGCUGCUGUGGAAAGUUUAUAAUGGGUACAAAAAGUCCACUAAACAGAAGGCAGCUAUAUUUGUGUUUGAGAAAAGAUUAUUGGACCAAUGGUCAGAAAAGUCUGUAAGAGACAGCGUGGUAGAGACACUGAAAAGAGGCGUGGUUCAGCUAACCAAGCUUAGGCAUCCUCAGAUACUUACAGUACAGCAUCCUCUGGAAGAAUCACGAGAUAGCUUGGCCUUUGCUACUGAGCCUGUGUUUGCUAGUCUAGCUAACCUAAUGGGAUGUUUAGAUAAUAUGUCUGCACAAGCACAAGUUACUCUGAGGGACUAUAAGUUAUUGGAGUUAGAGAUAAAAUUUGGGCUGUAUCAGUUAGGAGAAAGUUUGACCUUUUUGCACAACGAUGUAAAAAUGUUGCACAUGAAUCUGUGUCCUGAAUCUAUUGUUAUCAAUGAUCAUGGAGACUGGAAGAUCUUUGGUUUCGAUUUUUGCGCUAUAAAUCAGUCUCAUAACGAGAAGCCAAACUGGUUGCAUCUUGAUUAUAAUUCAAUACCCAGCACUGUUAAGACUUCAAUACACUAUCAAGCUCCAGAAUGCAUAAAAAACAGCACAAUAGGUCCAUCCAGUGAUAUCUUUUCUCUUGGCAUAUUGAUAUGUUAUCUAUAUUCACCUAAAAAUCCUUUCUGGAAUUCAAAAAAAAACGUAUUUAAUUACAAAAGUUAUAUAGAUGAGCUAAAAACUAUAAUCUGCUCGACAAGAAAUUUUGAUUUACCAGAAACGUUGAAAAAGACACUUAAACUUAUACUUUAUAGUGAUCUGGAGCUUAGACCAGAUGCAUAUCAAUUUAUAAAGAUUGAAUAUUUUAAUGACAUUGAAGUAAAGACUUUAAUUUAUUUGGAUAAACUAUUUCAAUGGGAUAAUCUCCAGAAAUCUCAGUUUUACAAAGGCUUGCCUCAAAUUCUCAUAAAGUUUCCAAGGCGAGUGGUACUGCAAAAGAUUUUACCAGCUCUACAAAAGGAGUUCAUAAAUACACCCAUGAUUCCAUUCCUGCUUCCAACUAUUCUUCAAGUUAUGGAUGAUUGUACCAAUGAAGAAUUCACCGAACGAGUUCUUCCUAUGUUAAAACAAAUUUUGGUCAUUGAAGAACCGCCUCAAAUCAGUUUGCUUCUAUUGCAAAAAACAGAGCUGUUAUUAAAAUGGUGUACACCAGAUAUCGUGAAAAAUUUCAUUGCUCCUAUGAUGAUAAGAUCACUAGAUUCGAAACACGAGCAGCUUCAGGAACAGUGUUUGGUAGCCCUACCAUCGAUUGUAACAAUUAUCGAUGUCACCUACAUAAAGAACUCUAUCAUUCCUAGGAUGCGUAAAAUAUGCAUGUCUGGCAAUAAUGGUCCUCAUAGUCUUGGAGUGCGCGUAAACUGUCUGUUGUGUUUGUCUAAAUUUAUAGAAAAUCUUGAUUCCUGGAUAGUUAAAGAAGAAAUUUUGCCUUUCUUACAGCAGAUACCCUGCGCGGGUGAACCACCUAUUUUAAUGCCAAUGAUAGGAAUAUAUAAACUAAUUGUUACAAACAGUAAGCUAGGAAUUAGCAAAGAUACAUUAGCUACAAAGGUGUUACCUUUUUUGUUACCGCUUUGUGUGGAACAAAGCUUGAACCCAAAACAGUAUGAGUUGCUGGUUUCUUUAGUUAACGACAUGAUCACACAAGUAACAAUGGAACAUCGAGAAGUUUUACAGCAGCUGCAAAAAACAAGACAGUUCCACGAGAACAUGACGGACACAAUAAAUAAUAUGACUACUAAUCCUCUCUCAGAAAAUGUGUUGUCAUCCACAAAUCCUCUAGGGACAUUCGAGAGUAACUCGUCGUUUCGGACACUGUCCCAGAGUAAAUCCCUAAUCCCGCAGUAUCAGACUUAUAGUUUGGAUGAAAAGAUUCGGCUAGCUAAGCAGGAAGAGAUAAGUAAGCAAAUUAGUAAUCAAGCUCCACUCACUCCAAGCAUAACGGCGCCAACGUCUGCAAAACCAAAGGUCAAAGAUCUGACCGACACUCUACUAGCCAACAACAUGAACCAACUUAAUUGGUCAUCUCCGAACAAAACUUCGGCUUUCACGAAUUCAACACCUAACUACAAAAAUCUGCAAACCAACAGCUUAACACAUGCCACAGCACCUCAGUCCUUUGUCAACCCAAUACCUCAACAGCAGAGGCAAUCGUCCCAAGUAAAUUGGAACUACCAAACAGUUCACAUAAGUUCAAAUACUUUUCAGCAGGGUCACAAUGUAACACCAAACACUGGCUGGAUAACGCCUGCCAUGAUGUUGCCUACCUCGAUGUCGCUUUCAAACAUUAGUUCCCAGAAUCAAACGGCAAUGACAAAACUCUCAUCUGAAGAGAUAAUGGAUUUUUUAAAAUAAAAUUUAUAUUUGUAAUAUGAUUGAGU
Molecule: messenger RNA, 2781 nt
Organism: Copidosoma floridanum
Lineage: Eukaryota; Metazoa; Arthropoda; Insecta; Hymenoptera; Encyrtidae
Product: SCY1-like protein 2
Biological process (GO): protein phosphorylation
Molecular function (GO): ATP binding; protein kinase activity
Source: RefSeq, a predicted model, not a curated record